This is a messenger RNA of Syngnathus acus (greater pipefish), 1147 nucleotides long. RefSeq names its product zinc finger protein 773-like. Gene Ontology annotation, molecular function: RNA polymerase II cis-regulatory region sequence-specific DNA binding; DNA-binding transcription factor activity. The record is from RefSeq and is a predicted model, not a curated record. NCBI's taxonomy places the organism in Eukaryota, Metazoa, Chordata, Actinopteri, Syngnathiformes, Syngnathidae. The transcript has 6 exons. Gene Ontology annotation, biological process: regulation of transcription by RNA polymerase II. The annotation marks the transcript as partial.
CCGGGACCUCUCACAUGACGUCAUCAUUAGGUUACAGGAAGUAAAGCGACACAAACAGAAGCUUGUGGCCUUCUAGUCGACUGCAUCGGAUAAACACGCAAUUAACUUAUGUGGUGAAUCAGUAAGAUUAGUUUCACUACAACUGCAACGACGAACGAGUGUGAAAAUGUUUGCAAGGACCACGGCAAAGUACGUGGAGGAAAAGGACCGUACUCGUCGACGACUGGAAGAUCUUGGGCUUCAGCCUUAUGUUGUGUUACGCAGAGCUGACAUCAGUGAAGCUAUUCAUCCUAAACAGCAGGAACCAGAGGUCACCCACCUUAAAGAGGAGGAAGAUGUGGGCAAAGAGGUCCACCACUUGAAUGAACAAAUGCAGCAGACGUUUCUUUGCACCGUAAAGAAGGAGGAAGAGCCGGAGCGGCCUUGUAUCAAAGAGGAGGUAGAAGACUCCUGUGACAUUAAAAAGGAGGAGGAGGAGGAGAUGCCAUUGACUGGUGUUCCUGUGAAGAGUUUUGAUGAGGUGAGCAAAGGGGCGGAGUCUUCAAGCUGCAGCUCAAGUCAACAAAUGACCCGAGAAGGUGAUGGAGACCGCUGCGGAGGAUCACAAGCAGCUCCACCAUCAGAUAGUGAUGACGUGUCGUCACAUGCUCCUGCUGAUGAUGAUGAGGCUCAAAAGAAACACAGGCAAUGUUCUCAGUGUGGGAGAUGUUGUGUUAAUAACAGUGUUUUGAAACAACACAUGAGAAUGCACACAGGAAAGAAAAACUUUUCAUGCUCAGUUUGUGGCCAAAGAUUUUCAGUGAAGACAAACUUAAAAAGGCACACAAAAAUCCAUACUGGUGAGAAACCUUUUUCAUGCUCAGUUUGUGACCAAAGAUUCUCUGAGAUGGCAACUUUAACAAGUCAUACAAGAAUCCACACUGGUGAGAAACCUUUUUCAUGCUCAGUUUGUGGCCAAAGAUUUAGUCAGAAAGGACAUCUAACAGUUCAUACAAGAAUCCACACUGGCGAGAAACUUUUUUCAUGCUCAGUUUGUGGCAAAAGAUUCAAUCGUAAAGGACAUCUAACAGUUCAUACAAGAACCCACACUGGUGAGAAACCUUUUUCAUGCUCAGUUUGUGGCCAAAGAUUCUCUGAGAAGAGAAAC